Theobroma cacao (cacao) is the source of this 1560-nucleotide messenger RNA. RefSeq lists its product as uncharacterized. The record is from RefSeq and is a predicted model, not a curated record. Lineage: Eukaryota; Viridiplantae; Streptophyta; Magnoliopsida; Malvales; Malvaceae.
AGCGGAUUUGGUUUUAAGGCAGCUCAGCUUGAACGGUCACUAGCGCCCGCUCUCCCGCCAUUGUCCGUACGCCCGAGAAUGGCUGCAAUCUUCAUUCUGCCACGCCCAACCCCUUCUCUUUACUUUCAUUAUUCUUCUUCUUCUUCUCUUCCAAAAUAUCACCAGGUGUUUCGUUGCUCUGUAAUGCAAAGUCCAUUGCUGAAAGGUUGGAACCCCGGGUUUUACAGCAAGGAGAAGUUCAAGCCUUUUACUUCAACAACUUCAACAGAGUGGAGGAGAAGGAGGAGAACAUUGAUCUGUGCAGUCAAUCAAGAUGCUGAAAAAGCUUUCAAAAAGACUGUAGAAGUGGACAGACUCAUCGAUAUGCUGAGGGAGGCAACCCCAAACGAACUUCAGCAACUGGUUGUUGAAAAUAUCCUUGCUUUCAAUGAAAACUUCUGGAUACGACUUGCUGCAAGAAGUGACACCUGCAAAUCAGAUGAUGAUAAAAAAGAUUAUGAGGAAUUGGCUUCUGCUGUAAUGAGCAUAGUGGAUUGCCUUGUUCAUAAGACCCACGAAAAGAUUGAUUCAGCAACUGAUGUUCUCAAGGGGAUUUUGAAACCUGUAGUUGACGAGGAGGAAGAGAUUCCAUGGCCCCCUAAAGAUCCUGAGGCUCUCAACCAAAUGGAGAAAAAAAUAUUUCAAAUGGAGCAAGAAGGGCAACUCGAUGAAGGUUUCCUUGCGGAAGUCAGUGCACAAUUACGACAAGCACAAGAAGAUUGUGAUAAACCUGGUCUUGAGGCUAUGUUGCAAAAGGUUCUGCAACUCUAUGCUUCUACAGUUCUCUCCAAGCGUAGUUAUGCGAAGAAAGGGAAUGAAGUGUUGAAGGCUGAGCAGUUUCUUGAAACUGUGAUCAAAGCUCCUGAGCAAGAGUGGAACAAGCUUUUAAUUGAUGGAUUAACAGUUGGUAAAGGAGAAAUUUCACCCGAAGAUUUUAAUGCUGUAAUCAAGAAACGGAUUGAGCGGACUUUAAUCCGAACAGAGGGAGGUUCUUACCGGCAACGUAUUCUUACUGAAUACUUGAAAGGCAUCCAAUCGAGAGCAGAGGAGAUUGUCCAGUUACUUCAGGGCAAUGCAGAAUAGGUGCCUCGACAGGAGUGAAAACGACUCCAGGCACGAGGUGUUUUCAGCAUGCAAAAUGUGAAAACAGGUCUCUCCUUAAUGAAGAAAAGGACUAUAUCCAGAUUUGGAGCCAUGAAAAUGUACAUUUCGUGAACAAUUUUAUUGUGCAAGACUGACCCUGUACCAGAAGCAGAGAAAUUAUGGAGUAUUUCCACAGCACCUGGCCAUCUUCUCCUCCAUUGGUUUCUUUCCCAAAAGCCCAUAUAUGUUUUGCUUCAAAUUUGGUCUAUGGAUAUUUAUUAAUCCCUCAAGACCUUACGUAAAUCAUUGUAAUUAGGUACUAGCAUGGACUGCCAGUGCGUGCCCUUCUCCUUUAGUUUAUUCAUUUUAUUGUAUAGGCAAAUCAAUCUACUCUACAAAUUCUCCACAGCUUGAUUUGAGAUUGACUUGUUUACAUUA